AUGGUGGUGGAAUUCAAACCCAAGCUGGGCCUCACGCCCGGCGCCCGGGAUUAUGACAACCCGUCCGCACUCUUUUUCAUUCUCCUCGACACGCUCAAGAUCCGGACAAGAAUCCUCCUGGGUGCUCUCAUCCAGUUAUUACUCUGCUCCGUCUUACCCAUGAGGUUGGCUAUAGCCCCGGCUUGCUUGAUGUUCUUCCACUCCUUCAUCACCACCAUCGUCCAAGCCAGAUCUCCCAAGUCGAGCCACUUCCAGCGCGAUGUGGUGUUUGGAAGAGCUACAUCCCAGCUCCCAUCUGGGGACGGGUCAUACGGAACCCAGCCAGCCAAGGACUCCGUAGUUUUCUUCAACUUGGGUAUCCAGUAUAACCACCCACUAGGGGUCCUCUCCAACGGCGCAUACGAGGUCUCGCGAUACUACUUGAAGAUGGAGAAGGAUCUCCUCGCUAGGCGAGAGGAGCUUGGCCUUCUCAGUAUCUCCAAGUGGCAUGCCUCCGAGCGCGAGUCCAACAACACCCUCAUCAUCACGUUCUACUUCAAGGACGUCGAGAGCGUCCACAAGUUCGCGCACGAGGAGCUCCACCGCAAGGCAACAGACUUCUACCACAGGGCCAAGUUUGAGCACAUCGGUGUAUUUCACGAGACGUUGAUCGUGCCUGCUAAGAACUAUGAGACGGUUUAUGUGAACUGCAGGCCGGUUCUUAUGGGGACCAGUGCGGUGAAGUUGGAUGGUGAGAAGGGUAGUGGAGGAUCGUGGGCGACGCCGCUUGUCAACGCUGAUCAUCCGAAUCUCAAGACUCAAUAUGCUAGACUAAGCCGGCAUGAGAAUGGGGUAUCAAAGGAGUGA
Molecule: messenger RNA, 846 nt
Organism: Clonostachys rhizophaga
Lineage: Eukaryota; Fungi; Ascomycota; Sordariomycetes; Hypocreales; Bionectriaceae
Source: the annotation of a GenBank genome assembly